Messenger RNA from Diuraphis noxia (Russian wheat aphid), 2053 nucleotides. It is a transcript of the gene Su(z)12, whose product is annotated as Polycomb protein Su(z)12. Gene Ontology annotation, cellular component: RSC-type complex; ESC/E(Z) complex; nucleus. NCBI's taxonomy places the organism in Eukaryota, Metazoa, Arthropoda, Insecta, Hemiptera, Aphididae. Gene Ontology annotation, molecular function: chromatin DNA binding. The record is from RefSeq and is a predicted model, not a curated record.
AGUCAGAAAAAAAGAAGGAUGAGUAUUAAAGAGGGUAAUGGUAUAGUCAAAAAAGAGAUUGGUGCAAAUUUAAUUAUACACGACAAACAAAAUAGAUGUUUGCUUAAAGAUGGUGAUUAUGAUUGUCUUGUAGAAGAAAUUAGUGGUGAAAGUCCCAAUUUAGCUACUGGAAAAUCAUGUUCAUGGGAACGCCUCAAAGAAGUAAGAGCUGGACCACAAUUUAGUGCAUUUGAAACUCGUAAAAAGAUCAAGUUACGUUUAAAGUGGUCAACAGAGCCUAAUAGUACUGCUAUUGUUUAUCCUCUUGUUGAUAAUAAAGAAAAUAAUUGGCCAACAUCAAAUUCAAGAAGAAGUAGCAGUGUUCAAAAUGCAAAUGGUUCUCUAGAUUCGUCAUCCAAUAAGUUGAAAAUAGUAUACCAAUUCUUAUAUAACAAUAAUAGCCGUCAACAGACUGAAGCUAGUGAAGAUUUACACUGCCCAUGGUGCACAUUGGAUUGUUUUACAUUAUAUGCAUUACUUAAGCAUUUGAAAUUAUGUCAUGCUCGCUUUACAUUUUCUUAUGUUCCAACAGGAUCUGGUGCAAGAAUUGACGUUGCAAUAAAUGAGCACUAUGAUGGUUGUUACAUUGGUAGUCCACAAGAUUUAAUUGCGCAACCACAAAGAGAUGAAUCAAAAAAUGUUGGUUAUCGUAUUACUAGAGUUGGUCCUGUUAGACGUGCAGUUGUAUCAAAAAUAGUAGUUUGUCACCCAAAACGACUCAGGCGUGCUUCGUUGUCUGAGUUUCUACAUGAACUAGAAGAUACUGAUGGAUAUGAUGGUCAAAGGCCAUAUGUUACUGGACAUAAUAGAUUAUAUCAUCACACAUCAACAUGUCUUCCUAUUUAUCCACGAGAAAUGGAUGUAGAUAGUGAAGAUGAAAGUGAUCCUAUUUGGUUGAGGAAAAAGACUGCAAUGAUGAUUGAUGAAUUCACAGAUGUUAAUGAUGGCGAAAAAGAACUGAUGAAGAUGUGGAAUUUGCAUGUUAUGAAAGAGGGAUUUGUUGGUGAUUGCCAAAUAUCAUUAGCUUUAAGCAUGUUUGUUGAAUCUAAAGGUCGAUAUAUACUCAGGAAUAAUUUAUAUAGAAAUUUUAUGUUACAUCUUUGCAACUUAUGUGAUUUACGUCUUAUAAGUCCAGUAACCUUUUAUACGACCAUACAAAAAUUACAAGAUAUUUUAGCUAUUGAUUCAGAAGCUAGUAAUGUUUUGUAUGAAUCUUUUGAAGCACAGCGGAAAUAUUGGCGUGAAGAAGGUGCUAAAAAGGCAGAAGAUCGUACUGAAAUUAGAUGUUUGGUACAAAGUCCAUUACAAUCAGAUAUUGGUACCAGACGUAAGCCUGCUGGAUCAUUUUACCCAUUAAAACUCCAAGAUAAAUUAAAAGGGAAAGUAAUUAAACAACAAAAUGGUCGUAAAGGAGGAAAUUCGACAAGACAAAAUCCUCCUGCUACUAAGAAUGCAAACAUUAUUGAAGAAAAGAGACUUGAUAAAAAAAGUGACAAAAAAGGAGGGUCUACAACAAGAUCUCAAUCUGCUGUGCGAACUGAUAAGUCAGAAAAACCAGUAGAAAAACGAAAUAGCUCAUCUUUGAAUGGUGAAGAUCAUAAGAUAUCUGCAACUCUCACAGUGCGACGUAGGACUUUCCCUAUAUUGACUGAUAAGAAAAAACCAGUUCCUGAAAAAUUGCCGACUAAUGUGUCUGAAUCUGUAAGGCGAAAGUAAAUAGGUAAUUAUUGUUGUGAUAAUUUCGACAAAAAUUGUUAUAAAAUUAAACAAAUUUCCCAAGUUUAAAAUGAGUUAUUCACUACUGUCAUAAAUAUUCUGUAAGUUUAGAUGUAAAAAGACGUAUAAAAUGUUUUUAUUUUUGUGAUCAUAAAGUUUGGUUUUAUUAUUUUUAAUCUUUGUACAGUGGAUAAAAAAAUCUAAUGAUUUGGUCUUAUAAUUAAGAUUGUUAAACAUUUUCAUACUAGUUACACCAAAAAUGUUUUGAAAUAGUUGUAUUAUACAUUAAAGGAGUUCU